This is a messenger RNA of Setaria italica (foxtail millet), 1476 nucleotides long. RefSeq lists its product as uncharacterized. The transcript is spliced from 4 exons. Gene Ontology annotation, molecular function: zinc ion binding. Lineage: Eukaryota; Viridiplantae; Streptophyta; Magnoliopsida; Poales; Poaceae. The record is from RefSeq and is a predicted model, not a curated record. Bases 160 to 1476 code for a protein of 438 amino acids.
GUGGCGGACUCUCCUAAUGAGUUCCUUUUCACUCAGAAUGAUCCGAGAGAUAUUCCAGAAAAUGUGGAUGUGCCUCUAGUUGAUGCGCAAGUGCAAUGUGGAGAUGGAUUGCGUGGCUCUAAUAGUGUUGAAGUUUUGAAUGAUGAAGAUGCAUACGAGAUGGGAGUGGAUCUUGAUUCUGAUGAUGAUCGUCCUGUUGAAGAGAUGACAGAGAGUGAUAUUGAGAUGUUCAGGCGUAUAUUCCCCGGACGUCGUGAUCCGAUAGUUCAUGAGUUUAGCGACCUGACUCUUUCCGAUCAGGCGUUUGCAGAAGGACGUGAUGAUGAGCUCCUAGAAGCUCCUGAAGCUGGUCCUAGUAUGGUUAUUGAGGAGGGUAGGGUAUUUAAGGACCUUCCCGCAUUGAAGAGAUGGUUGCAAGCCUUUGCGGUGAUACGGAAGAGACCAUAUAAAGUGUUGCAUUCAUAUGCGGAGCGCCGUUACACAGUUGUGUGUGACAAGGAACGGUGUCCGUGGAGGGUUUGUGCAAGAAAGCAAAAUAUCACCGGGCAGUGGAAGAUCACAAAAGUAGUCGGUCCACACAAUUGUGCUGACCAUGAGCUUACAGUGAGACAUCCGCAGCUAACAUCUACCCUCAUUGCGAAGCGAUUGAUGGGAAUAUUGAAGGAACAACCCAACAUGAAAGUGAGAACAAUUAUAAGAACUGUUGAGGAGAUUUAUGGAGGAUAUGUGAUAACUUAUGGUAAAGCUUGGAGGGCUAAGCAGCGUGCGUGGAGGAUGAUUUAUGGAGAUUGGGAGUCUGGGUACGAGCAGCUGCCAGUUCUUUUCAAUGCUAUUAAAGCGGUGAAUCCAGGCAUGCAUUAUGAGCUUGUUGCGUGGUUCAAUGAAAGACACGCAAAAGCAGAAGCGUUGCUGGUUGCUGGGGAGAGAUGGGCUGAAAAACCAAAGAGACAUCUCAUCAUUGCAAAUGAAAGGGCUUCCACACAUGAGGUGCAAUGUUUUGAUCUCGGCUCAGGGACUUAUCAGGUGGAGCAUAGGGGCGGUACAACGUCCGACGGUGAGAUCCGAGAGUCGAGGAUACAUGUGGUAGUUCUCCGAGAUUUCAAGUGCACUUGUGGUAGGCCAAGGCAGUACCACUUCGUAUGUUCUCAUUUGGUGGCAGCAGUUAGGCAUCGCAAUUUUGAUAUCGAGAGCAUGAUACCACAUGAGUUCAGCGUAGAUACCCUUGUGCGGACAUGGAGCCCCCGCUUCGUGCCUUUCCGGGAUCCUAGAGAGUGGCCUCCGUAUGAUGGGCCAAAAUAUGUUGCGGAUCUUGCAUACCGUUGGAACAAACGUGGAACAAGGAAGCGGACGAGGCAUAACAUGACUAUGGAUCAGGUAUCCGGAAGAACGAGGCGUGGUAGAGCAACACCAUUUCUUGCUGAUCCAGAACAGAACGAGUGCGGCAAGUGCGGUUGUGAUUCUACAUCUCUAACUUAA